Molecule: messenger RNA, 465 nt
Organism: Penicillium vulpinum
Lineage: Eukaryota; Fungi; Ascomycota; Eurotiomycetes; Eurotiales; Aspergillaceae
Exons: 3
Coding region: 1-465 (154 amino acids)
Source: RefSeq, a predicted model, not a curated record
AUGGCAAGCUCCUCUACCUCAACUGCCUCACCCCUACCCCUCUCACGUGCCGCGAGCCGUUUCCUCGACCGUCAUGGGAACCCUAUGGUCAAUCUCGCUAGUUCCCCAGAUGAGCUUAUCUGCGCCCUUUCUGUCCAGCCUAAUAGCCCAAACGUUGACUGGGUCUGCAAUAGCUCUGGCCUAAAGGUUUAUAUGAUUCCUGGACAUACUGAUGGCGUUAUGGCACUCUUCGGUCAGCGUUUCGGUGUCCCUGCGCCUUUCGACCAGGGUUGUCAACACUGUCUUGCAGCACACGCAGUAUUUGAGCGUUGCUGUGUUGCGGUCGAUACGGAGGGCGUCCCCCUUUUCAACGGCGCAUUCGACUACCUGCCCCUUUUUGCCCAGAGUGUUUUUAUACGCGCAUACUUUGCUGAGAUCUACACACUGGAUAAUGGCAAGACCCGUGUCCGUUCCGUGACCAUAUGA